Gloeophyllum trabeum ATCC 11539 is the source of this 1236-nucleotide messenger RNA. RefSeq lists its product as uncharacterized. The record is from RefSeq and is a predicted model, not a curated record. The transcript is spliced from 4 exons. NCBI's taxonomy places the organism in Eukaryota, Fungi, Basidiomycota, Agaricomycetes, Gloeophyllales, Gloeophyllaceae. Bases 1 to 1236 code for a protein of 411 amino acids.
AUGGGCAACACCGAGAGCACCCCCGCCCGGCCGCCGCAGACCGCUCGCGCGCCCUGGGGCGCGCCCUCACCGCACUCGCCGUACCGUAGCAGACCGCAAUCCGUGAGAGAAGACCACACACCGAGGGAGGAACAGGUUCAGGAGACAUUCGGGGAAGAACCACUCCGCCCAAGUCUUCAACUCGAACCGGAGAUGCCCGGGGCGGCCCCGUCGCUCCCGGUGCAAGAAGCUGUAGCACAAGAACCAGUCCAUCCGAGUCCGCAAGAGGCUCUGGAGAUGCCUGGAGGAUCCCAUCCUCUCCCACCAGAGGCGACUUCCCCGGAAGAUACCAAUGGGGCAAAGGUCGAGACGAACGCCCCACAUAUAGAAGCUGCAGAAACACAGCUCGAGCCCUCGCCCCAUACUGAAUCAGAGGCGCACAGUCCAAAGCCCAGCGAGCAACCCGAGCCCCCGGCGACCGCAGAGAAGCCAGCCAAACCGCGCAUACAGGGCGUCUACACCCCUGUAUCUCUGACGUCGGAUUCGAUUCCGGCGGCAGCAGCGAUGGACCUCUCGGGCGGAGACCACAAGUCCGUGAUCAGCUUCCCACUGCACGGCGGCUUGAACCAGCAGUGGUCCUUCAUGCCCCUGACAAACGGCCCCGAGGGGAGCUACACGAUCCGCAGCAGGGGCGGCGGGGUGUACCUGACCGUCGAGCCGGAUCUGCGAGGCGGGGUGCUGAAAGUCGUGGCGACGGAGUUUCCGGCGAGCUGGGUCGUCGCUGAGAUUGAUUGGGAGGGACUUAGGGAGGAGAGAGUCAUCAGUAUUGGAUGGCCGAAGUCUGCGCUUGCCGUGGGCUUCGCAGAAGGGGAGGGCGGCGAGCCGGGGCACAAGGUCCAGCUCGUCGAGUCCAAUCCAGACCACGCCGAUGCGCGUUACCUGUGGAGACUAGUCCCGUCCGCGGCCGAGCACGACGACCAAGACAGCAAGCACAGCGACUGGCACAUCGGGCACCGGAGGUCCCAGACGGAAUCCACAGCAGUCGGAGCGCAGGAGGACAAGACCGGCGCCAGCCUGCAUAAGACGACACCGGGUGCGAGUGGCUGGACGGAGACGGUGGUCAGCACGACGACCACAACGACCGUGCAGACGACAAAGGAGGGUACGGUUAUUACCACUGUGACGAAGGUCGCCGAGAACGGGAACGGCGGGAGGCGGAGCGAGCGGGGGCCCGCGGGUUCUUGCGUCUUGCAGUGA